This is a messenger RNA of Nycticebus coucang (slow loris), 411 nucleotides long. It is a transcript of the gene PBOV1, whose product is annotated as prostate and breast cancer overexpressed 1. The record is from RefSeq and is a predicted model, not a curated record. Lineage: Eukaryota; Metazoa; Chordata; Mammalia; Primates; Lorisidae.
AUGCAAGGUCACAGGCGUGCUCUCCUGACAGGGAACAUCCUGGGUGGCUCAUCUCCCAAGGGCAUCGUGGGGUCACGACUGUGUUUCUCCACUGAACACACCGUGUCCUGCGACUGUGCUCAGAAUGCAGCAGGGGCUGUGAUGUCAGGGCCACGAGAAGUAUGCAUUAAUAUUGCUCCUAUUUUACAGAGCAGAAAAUUGAAGCAUAGAUAAAGUAACUUCCCACAGCCAUUAGCCAUUCUAAUUCCAGAAAGUGAGCUCUUAUCAUUCUGCUACCAAAUAUUUUGAAAAGAAGAAAAAGACAAGAAGACAACAGAGUCCACUGAUUAUUUCAUAUGACAGUCACACCAUGCCAUUCUCUCACGCUUGCAGACAAACCUGGCCGUUAAACAUUCUUCAAUGACUAUCUGA